UACCGGAAAUGCUGUCAGUCGUCAGUAGCUUGAUGUCAACCCAGUAUCUGAAAUUCAGUCGGCGGAUUACGAGUGUCUUUGUUUUGGAUUUAAUCUGUACAAUAAGGGGGUAUUUUAGGUUUGGACACUGUCUGGACGUCGUGUGUGUUCGUUGUUCCGUGAUGACGCCCGCUGUUUGCUCUGCUGGAGGCUUUUGUUGGUGAAAAAUCAAAAAGGUUGAUCCGUCACUUUCCCAGAUGUGGCCGCUACCUCUGCUGAGAUUCCUGCUCAUGAAUGGCGAGGACACUGUGAUCGAGCGGCUGUGGCUCGGCCUGGAGGGAUGACAGGACGUUAGCAGACAUGGAGACAGGGGAGACACACGCUGAGGGAAACGCUGUAUUUACUUAGUGUAGAGUCUCCACAUUAGACUCCUUUUGGAUAAGAGUAAACCAUUUUUGUAAUUUUCUUCAGAGCUUUUUUUGUUAAUUAUUCUGAAGCCACACUUGGCUGUUGGCAGCAGACGUCACUAUGACCUCUGAGGGUUUCCAGUACCGGGCGCUGUACGACUACAAGAAGGAGAGGGAGGAAGACAUUGACCUGCACGUUGGCGACAUGCUGCUGGUCAGUAAAGGAGCGCUGCUGGUGCUUGGCUGCAGCUCUGGAGCCGAAGAGCGGCCAUCAGAGAUCGGCUGGCUGCCGGGCUUCAACGAGACCACACAGGAGAAGGGUGACUUCCCGGGGACCUAUGUGGAGUUUGUUGGCAGAAAGAGGAUGUCUCCGCCCACACCGAAGCCCCGCCCUCCCAGACCGCCUUCUGCAGCGUCAGUGAGGGCUGACUCUGAGUCAGAGGGCUUCAUGAUGCCAGACCUCGCAGAGCAGUUUGGACCCCCAGACACGGCCCCUCCCCUCCUUAGCAGACUGAUGGAGGCCAUAGAGACCAAAGGUCUGGACAGUCCCAGUGUGUAUCGCAGUGUAAGUGGAGGAGCCGUGGACACGCGGCAGCUGGCCGACACCGACCUGGAGCAGCUGGAUGUGUCGUCCCUGUGUGAUGGGGUGGUUCGGUUCCUGCAGGAUCUCCCGGGUCCUGUCCUCCCUUCCAUGCUGCAGGGGGACAUGGUCCUUGCAGUGCAGGAGGUCCGAGACCUGGAGGACUGCGCCCAGGUGCUGCGGGAGGUGGCGAGCUCGCCGGCCUGCCCAGCCCAGUAUGGCCUGACCCUGCUUAGCGUGGUCCGACACCUGGCCCGUCUGUGUCUGCAUGGCUCCAGAAACCAGCUGAGCCCCAGAAACCUGGCGGAGAGCUUCAGCCCACUGCUGUUCAGACAGAGCGCGGGGUCUGAGUCUGGUCUGGAUCCUCUGGUUCAGGUCCUGGAGGUUCUGAUAACCAGUGAGCUCAACAUGAACCAAGCUGCACCAGCUUUGCCUCCUAAGCCGAUCAAGUCGUCGGCCCCGGCAGCUUCCAGCAGCUUUAACAACAGUAUCUCUCUGCAGGAUGCUGAGUGGUACUGGGGGGACAUUUCCAGAGAGGAGGUGAAUGAGAAGCUGAGAGACACGGCAGAUGGUACGUUUCUGGUCCGAGACGCCUCCACUAAGAUGCACGGAGACUACACUCUGACUCUCAGGAAAGGAGGCAACAACAAACUGAUAAAGAUUUUCCAUCGGGAGGGGAAGUACGGCUUCUCAGACCCUUUGACCUUCAGCUCAGUGGUGGAGCUGAUCAACCACUACCGCCACGAGUCUCUGGCCCAGUACAACCCCAAACUGGACGUCAAGCUGCUCUACCCGGUCUCCAAACACCAGCAGGACCAGGUGGUGAAGGAGGACAGUAUCGAAGCUGUGGGGAAGAAGCUUCAUGAGUACCACCUGCAGUACCAGGAGAAGAACCGAGAGUAUGACAGACUGUACGAGGAGUAUACCAGGACUUCACAGGAGAUCCAGAUGAAGCGAACCGCCAUCGAGGCGUUCAGUGAGACCAUAAAGAUCUUCGAGGAGCAGUGUCAGACCCAGGAACGCUUCAGCAAAGAGUACAUUGAGAAGUUCCGUCGAGAGGGCAAUGACAAGGAGAUUCAGAGGAUCAUGGAGAACUACGACAAGCUGAAGUCUCGCAUCAGUGAGAUCGUGGACAGUAAAUGUCACCUGGAGGUGGACCUGAAAAAACAGGCCGCUGACUACAGAGAGAUCGACAAGAAGAUGAACAGCAUCAAACCAGACCUGAUUCAGCUCCGCAAGACCAGGGACCAGUACCUCAUGUGGCUGACCCAGAAAGGAGUUCGUCAGAGGAAACUGAACGAGUGGCUCGGUCUGAAGAACGAGACCACAGAGGAUGAGUGCAGUAUGGUGGAGGAUGAGGAGGACCUUCCUCACCAUGAUGAGCGCCUGUGGCGUCUGGGAAACAUCAACCGCAGUCAGGCCGAAUCUCUGCUGCGAGGGAAGAGAGACGGGACCUUUCUGGUCCGAGACAGCAGUAAACCUGGCUGCUACGCCUGCUCCGUGGUGGUGGACGGGGAGGUGAAACACUGCGUCAUCAACAAGACGAGCACUGGUUACGGUUUUGCGGAGCCCUACAACCUGUACAGUUCUCUGAAGGAGCUGGUGCUGCACUACCAGCACACCUCACUGGUCCAACACAACGACUCGCUCAAUGUCACGCUGGCCUUCCCCGUCUACAGCCAGCAGAGACGGUGACCCGUCCGGUUUGUACCCUCAUCACAGUCCCACAGAGACCUUGUUUACACACCCAACCCCCAGACCUCGAGCCGGUCCGUCUGACAUGUCACACCAUAUGAGAGUCCCUCUUGUCUGUUCACAGACCAGAACGUGACAUAAUUCUUGUGCAGUAACUCACCUGGACAGAAGGUCAGGAAUAAAACCUGGAGUCUGUCCUGGUCCUGCAGAUCACAGUGGGUCAAAGAGCCGGUUGAAUGGAGCACUGUUGUUUUGUCUUCUCUGUUCAUCAUGAACAAAACACGCAUCGCUUCUUGGCGCUGUCCCUGAAUCAGGACUUUCAGAGCGACUGACGACUGAAUACUGCUGUAGGUGGCGGCCAGGCCGCUCCUCGUGCUCUGCUACCAAAGACAGUUUCCCACGCAGUGAACAGUUUGGCCAGUUUCAUGUUCACUG
This is a messenger RNA of Monopterus albus (swamp eel), 3096 nucleotides long. RefSeq names its product phosphatidylinositol 3-kinase regulatory subunit alpha-like. The record is from RefSeq and is a predicted model, not a curated record. Gene Ontology annotation, cellular component: phosphatidylinositol 3-kinase complex. The coding region runs from base 508 to 2661 and encodes 717 amino acids. Lineage: Eukaryota; Metazoa; Chordata; Actinopteri; Synbranchiformes; Synbranchidae. Gene Ontology annotation, biological process: phosphatidylinositol phosphate biosynthetic process; insulin receptor signaling pathway. The transcript has 17 exons. Gene Ontology annotation, molecular function: protein binding; 1-phosphatidylinositol-3-kinase regulator activity.